AUGGUGGAUUUUCCCAGGCCGUUUGCCUCACAUGCGCCGCUGCAGCUGACGAUGUUUGAUCGAGGCCCAGGGUCCAAUGGUGAAAGCCAGGUUGCAGCUGCAAAAGCUGCGCCUGUGGCUCCUUUGCUGGCUUUGCCUGCUCCUCCACUGGAGCCUGCCCAGCCCAGUGCUCUCGAGACAAAGCAGGACUCACCAGCCAGUGACAAAGGUGUCAAGGAUGAGAAGGUGGCGGAUACCUCAGUUGUGGUUCCUACUUCAACGCCAGGAACUGCAGAGAUCAACAUGGUGUUGGAAACUGGUCGUCAAGUCGAGUUAUCCAAAGAAGGAGUUGAGAAAAUUGAAGCAGCACCAGCGGAAGGUGUCGCCCAAAAGAUUCCACCUCAAGCUGCAGUUGCAAGGUUGCAAGAAGCUUUGGUGAAGAGACAGGACGGAAGCAAAUCUGAUGAUCAGCCUACAACCAAGAAUUGCAACAUGAAAAGACCUGCCUCAGCCUCAGCUCAAAAGAGCCAAGGACCGCCUAUGAAGAAACCAGCAGCACAGAAGGCAGAGGAGAAAGAUGUGAUUCCAAAGGGACAUGGCAAACCGGAACUCCACUCGUAUCUUUUGGAGUUGCGUGAUCUGAUUGGGGAUUUCGAUGAAGGCUUGCGUGAGAACAUGCGAUCUCUGCGUCAAGUUUUGAUGAAGAUGCAGCUUGUGUACGCCGACAGUUUGAGGCGGGCGUCUACCUUGGCAAUUGCCAUUUCCAGCUUGGACGUUUUCCUGCAACACCUUGAGGGUCAGCCUUUGCGCGAGGUGGACUUCAAGAUGGCCUUGGUGUAUGAUGAGCGCUUGGACUUGGUACCCAUGGCUUUCAAGGUCAACGUGUUGCUCAGAGGCGACACGGAUGUCUACGAAAUCAUAGCCUCGGUCAAGAAAGCUAUGGAUGUGGUGGAAGUCCUGCUCAAGCCUAUGGAAAGAAUAGGCGCUGGCUUUUCUGGUGUUUUCUGUGUCCUAAGUGACACGUGGAGCCAGCUUAUGUGUCCGCAGUUUAGCGGAGCAGUGGUCCGCUUUCAGUGGUCGCGGUUUCGUUUGACCGCUGUGCAGGUUUUCGUGCACACUCGUGGACAUGUUGGCAAUCGUCGAAUCGCCGUGACGCAGUCCUAUGCCAAGACUUUCCUUAUGACGAAACCAGAUGUGGCGGAGGACGAGAAGUUGAGCAAAGACCCGGGGGCGUCUCCCAUCGAUGGCUUUCCAGACAGCGGCGAGACGUGGAAGGACAUCGCAAAGGCCCGAGCGACGCGAAUCAUCCUGAAACGUGUGCGGGAGGAGGCGGAUGCGAGCAGGAAUGAAUGGCAGAAGCAGAGGGAGAAGAAGCGAAGGAUGCCCUUGCCACCAAAAGUUCCAGAAAAAAUUUAUAACCACCUGAGGAAUGCCUACAAGGCCUACAAGCUGUUUUCCCCCUGGUUGAGCCCUGUGAUGAGGAUACAACUGACUCAAGAGAUUUGGUACACAGUGCGAUAUGUGGAGGACCAGUUUGCAGACGAGCUCUUCUGGCGAAGGGCCGCCGGUGAAAAGAUGGACGUUCCCAUCCCGGUGCACCAGGUGAAACUUCCGGCGGUGGCCGUGGCCAAAAAGCCACCCAUGGAACCGCCACCCAGGAAGCGUUCUCGAUCCCCCCGGAGAAAGCCGCUCCGCUUCGAGACGUUAAAAGUUCCGGUCGACGAAGUGGAGUUCUCACAAGACAGUAUCGCGCAGCGCUUCACCUGUGGUCGCCACCUGCAGAGCACGGUGGCGGACAUGCGCUCUGGCGAGUUGGAUCCGCUGGACGUGAAACAAUAUCCCUUCAUGAAACUCCUCGCUCUGAGGAUCGACGAUCGCAUCAUCAGCCGCUGCAACCGCCGCUUGUGGUGCCUUCAUGAGGUGCAGCGCUUGCGGCGCAGCAGGAAGCCGGAUCACAACGAAUAUGUGUGGGUGAAAGUCCAAGAGCCGAGCGAAGUGCUGAAGGACAUGAUCCGCAAGAUCCUUCCGCCGAAGCCACGCUUGGCGGCCAGAUUGACCGAUCAGAUGGUGGAGGACGACGACCUGGGAGCCUUGAUGGCCGAUGAAGCUGAGGAUUAG
Cladocopium goreaui is the source of this 2097-nucleotide messenger RNA. Lineage: Eukaryota; Dinophyceae; Suessiales; Symbiodiniaceae. The record is from the annotation of a GenBank genome assembly.